This is a messenger RNA of Teleopsis dalmanni, 582 nucleotides long. RefSeq names its product protein phosphatase 1 regulatory subunit 12C-like. Gene Ontology annotation, molecular function: phosphatase regulator activity; enzyme inhibitor activity; protein binding. Gene Ontology annotation, cellular component: cytoplasm. The transcript is spliced from 3 exons. The record is from RefSeq and is a predicted model, not a curated record. NCBI's taxonomy places the organism in Eukaryota, Metazoa, Arthropoda, Insecta, Diptera, Diopsidae. The coding region runs from base 1 to 582 and encodes 193 amino acids.
AUGGCGGCCUGCAUCGAUGAUAAUUUAGAAAUGGUUGAGUUUCUUGUUGAACAUGGCGCAGACAUCAAUCGACAAGACAAUGAAGGUUGGACUCCGUUACAUGCAACAGCCUCAUGCGGCUUUGUAAGCAUAGCACGUUAUUUGGUGGAACAUGGUGCCGAAGUUGCUGCUGUCAAUAGUGACGGCGAUUUAGCCGUUGACUUGGCUGUUGACAUACAACACUUGCCAAUGAUGGAUUUCAUGCAGAAAAUGGUUACUGAACUCAAUAUCGAUUGUGAGAAAGCGCGAAAAGCCGAAGAACAAUUAAUGCUCAAUGAUGCCAAAAAGUGGUUGAGAAGUGAUGCCUCCGAAGUAGAUCGACCACAUCCAAAAACUGGUGCAACAGCGCUGCAUGUAGCUGCAGCAAAAGGUUAUACAAAGGUAACCGCCGUUUUGUUUUUAUUAUUACAAAAUCUUCAAAUAAUAUUGGAGCUAAUCAAAACUUCGAGCAUUUUGAUUAAUGUUAAAGUAAACUUGUGUUUAAACACAGCCAGUCUCUUGAAUAUGCUUAAACACCAUAUUUCCAAACAGUAUUUGCAGUAA